Messenger RNA from Folsomia candida, 1041 nucleotides. RefSeq names its product coiled-coil domain-containing protein 12. The coding region runs from base 244 to 810 and encodes 188 amino acids. Lineage: Eukaryota; Metazoa; Arthropoda; Collembola; Entomobryomorpha; Isotomidae. The transcript is spliced from 4 exons. Gene Ontology annotation, cellular component: post-mRNA release spliceosomal complex; U2-type spliceosomal complex. The record is from RefSeq and is a predicted model, not a curated record.
UCUGUAAAUUUUUCUCAAUCCAUGUUCCGCUCGCAAGUUGCAAACAAGCAGAUCAAAAAUCGCUCAAAUUCGCGAAAAUUGUGAAGUUCUAGGAGCAUAAUUAAUUGUUCAUGCAGCAAAUAAUCUAAUAAAUUAUAUAUACGUACGUGAAAUACUAAGCAAUUCAACCGGUGUGUUUAUAGCAGACGGGUUGAUCAACUAAAAGGAUAACCUUAUAAAUUAAAAGCCGUUGACAGUCGGGGGAUGACGAUGACCGAAGAAAUGGAUAUUGAGAUGGAAGAAGACUUUGUCGCAGCUACAUCAUCAGGGCCGCCCCCCGUCGUACCAGCGGAGGAAGAACAAGACGAGAACGUUGGCGCUUUGGAGGAUGGUGCUCGGCGACGGAAGGAACGGCUUAGAGCCCUCAAACAGAAGUUAAUGGGAGGUGGUGGAGACAAAGAGGAGAAAAAGGGAGACUCGACAACAGUCCUGCCAAAACCAAUAUUCAGAAGUUAUAACCCUGCCUUUGACAAAUUUCAAGAAAUUGCAGUCCCCAAAGCUAAAGUUGUUGAUAUCGAAGAACAAAUUGCGGACACCUUGCAACAUGCCGUCGUCAAACCAGUAGUGGAUGAUGUGGACUUGACGAGCCUGGCGCCUAGAAAACCGGACUGGGACCUCAAGCGAGACGUUGCUCCUAAAUUGACAAAAUUAGAGAGAAGAACACAAAAAGCAAUUGCCGAACUCAUUUUGGACAGAUUAAAGACUAAUCAGGACAAUUUAGCUGCAGCCGUCGAAUUUAGUGGAAAGCCGAGGGACGAGGAUGAUGAUUAGCGAGUUGUUAAUUUUUUAAAGUUCUUAAUACUAUAAAUUAUAGUUUAGAGUUUAUUCUUUCAGACUUUAGAAUACAUAGAUUACAAAUUUUUACAUUCUCUUAUUGAUUGAGACCAAGAUUCAAUUUAACGGCAAAGUGACAAACGUUAAAGUGUAAAUUGUAUUAAUGUGAUGUAAUUAUCAUGUAUCACUUGUUAUUUGGAAUUAAAGAUUUGGUAUUUUUAUAAAGUA